Drosophila arizonae is the source of this 2862-nucleotide messenger RNA. It is a transcript of the gene KCNQ, whose product is annotated as KCNQ potassium channel. Gene Ontology annotation, molecular function: voltage-gated potassium channel activity. Gene Ontology annotation, cellular component: voltage-gated potassium channel complex; membrane. Gene Ontology annotation, biological process: potassium ion transmembrane transport. The record is from RefSeq and is a predicted model, not a curated record. Lineage: Eukaryota; Metazoa; Arthropoda; Insecta; Diptera; Drosophilidae.
CCCAAUUUCCGAGCUCUAUUAUCAGCCGUAUAUAUAUUACUAUAAAAAUAUAUAUAUUUGUGUUAUUUUUCGUAAAGUGUUGAAGUGUGUGUUUUGGGGCGGGGAAAUGCACUUAAAAUGGAUCCAGAGAAUGAUGUUUAUGCCUUCUAUGAUAUAAGAGGCUUCAAGCGGAAAUGUAGACCGGCGGGACCAAAUAAAUCGCAAAAAUUUCUGCAACCGCGAAUGUCACUCCUAGGGAAGCCGCUGAACUACAAUCGCGGCACACAUCGCCGCGAUGCGCGCUACCGGCGGAUGCAAAGUCGCCUCUACAAUUUUCUGGAGAGACCGCGCGGCCUGCAUGCCAUAUUCUAUCAUGUGAUGGUAUUUCUGAUGGUGUUUACAUGUCUCGCAUUGAGCGUGUUUUCCACCAUCAAGGAAUAUGAGGAGGAUGCUGUAUAUAUAUUAUUUCGCAUGGAGAUCAUAGUUGUCAUCUGGUUUACCAUGGAGUUUGGAGCGCGCCUUUGGUCGUCCGGCUGCCGAUCGCGCUAUCAGGGCACGCUGGGACGCCUUAAGUUUAUAAAGCAACCAUUUUGUAUUAUAGAUAUUAUCACCAUUUUAGCCUCAAUUGUAGUAUUAGGCAUGGGCACCUCUGGCCAGGUGUUUGCGACGAGCGCCUUGCGUGGUUUACGAUUCUUUCAGAUACUGCGCAUGGUGCGCAUGGAUCGACGCGGUGGCACCUGGAAGCUGCUCGGUUCAGUUGUAUACGCACAUAGACAGGAGCUCAUCACAACCAUGUAUAUUGGAUUUUUAGGUCUUAUUUUUGCAUCAUUCCUAGUUUAUAUGUGGGAGAAGGACGUCAAUGAAAAGUUUAGCAAUUUCGCCCAGGCGCUGUGGUGGGGCGUGAUAACGUUGUGCACCGUCGGCUAUGGCGAUAUGGUGCCCAUCACCUGGCAGGGCAAAUUGAUUGCCUCGUGCUGUGCCCUAUUGGGCAUCUCGUUCUUUGCGCUACCUGCGGGCAUUUUGGGUAGCGGCUUUGCGUUGAAGGUGCAGCAGCAGCAGCGCCAGAAGCACAUGAUACGGCGUCGCCAGCCGGCGGCGACGCUCAUUCAAGCCGUUUGGCGCUGCUAUGCGGCCGAUGAGCAUUCCGUAUCCGUGGCCACCUGGAAGAUACAUCAGGUGGCGCUGCCAAGUCCGCCCGCAUCUUCUGAAAACUGGGAGCGAUUAUUAAAAAACAUAACCGAAUAUAGACGGGCCUCAUCCAGCUUUAAGCACAAUACAUCCUUUGUCGCCCGCUUGCCGACAAUAAGGCGCCACAAGAGCCAAACCAUACAGGCACCCGGUCCGGAUGGUUCCAGUCUGUCCAAGCCGCCCGGCUCCUCGCGUGCCUCUACCAGGUACACGCGCACCAUACGCGAUAUCAACGCAUCUGUGGAGAAUCUCGCAAGCAACCAAAACCUAACGCACAAGUCAAUCUCUCUGAUUCAUAAAUUGCCCCCAGAUGAGGAUGAGGAGCCGCGCUGCACGCAGCUAACAAAUCGGCACAAGAUCGCCAUACGAUUCAUACGCAAGCUCAAGUAUUUUGUGGCGCGGCGCAAGUUUAAGGAGGCCUUGAAACCGUACGACGUCAAGGACGUUAUGGAACAGUAUGCGGCGGGACACGUGGAUCUAUUGGGUCGCGUCAAAAUGCUGCAUUUGCGUCUGGAUCAGAUCCUAGGCAAACAAGGCUCCAAGGCCAAGGAUGUCUAUGCUUCAAAAAUCAGCUUAGCCUCGCGUGUGGUUAAAGUCGAGCGACAGGUCGUGGACAUUGAGGAGAAACUCGAUAUAUUGAUCAAGGCCUAUAUGGAGGAUCGUGAUAGAUUCUUAGCGCUUCCGUUGCCAGCCAAUCCCAAACCCAAAAUACAUUCCAUUAGCCCUAGUCACAGUCACAGCUUGUCACAUCACACACACAAUCAGAACAUGAUCGAUGUAUGGAAGCGAACGGCAACGCUGAGCGUACAUCCCGAGCUGGUGACGACGCCGACUGGCAGCUCGGAUGCCUCCGCUCUCGAUCAUCUCGAUGGCAAUGAGACGGCGCUCACCUCCACACAGACGCUGACAACCACUACAGAUGCAAUUGCCACACAAACACCCAUGCCGCAUACACAGCAUACAGCGACCAAUACAAAGUCUUCCGUGCUUAACUCAUAUCAGCUACCGCCUGAGCAGCAACAGCACAAUGAUGUAUUUAUGACUGAUUUAGAGAAUAGAACUAAAAAACGCGUUACUUUAAGCCUGCAUAGAUCCACAUCGGAGCCAUAUAGCAAACACGAGCAGCGCAUCAAUAUGCCAGAUGAGGGCGCACAAUCUUUGGAUUCCAGUGCGAAGCCAACGCCGCCAGAUAGUUCAAUUAUACUCAUUGAUGAGUAUGAGGACUUCGAGGAGGAGGAUCUAAAUUGUGAGGGCGAAAUGGAGCAUUUUCCAUCGUGGGAAAUCGAUAGCGACAUCGGCGCCGAUGUCGAUGUCGAUGCGGAUGGUGACUGUGAUGAGUCCACUGAGGACACGGCGCUCCUACAGUGCGCCACGCGCACCGCCAUUGUUAUAACACCCAUUAGCCCAGUAAGCUCAGCACUUAAUCUACAAAGUUUAAAUGACCAAACUACAACGCUUAAUAAAUCAAAUUUGCUUCCGCCAGAUUCUGGCUAGUUAAAAAUGCAAUUGAAAUUAGUCGAUAUGUAAUAUCUAUAUAUAUAUAUAAACCCUAUAUAUAUAUAUAAUAAAUGCUUAUUGUUAAGAUCGUCUGCUGCUCCAAAGGGCAGCGGCGCUGUACCAACUUCUAGAGUAUCAUAAAUGGAAUCAAAAGAAAAACAAAAAACAAAAACAAAAAAAAAAAAACAUUUACAUUCA